AUGGCUGAAAUAAGAAAAAGAAGACUGAGAAAGGUGAAUGACAGUGACAUGAAACAUGCUAAAGACGAUGCCUAUUCAAAGGGCAAGACCUUGGACGGAACAGUCUUUCAAGUUCCUGUGACUCGAGACAUGCUUCAAUCGCUGUUGGACCCCAAAGAAUCGAAAACUUUCUUUGAUUUGCUUAUUCUGUCUAUUCUGUCUAUUAAACUCGCGCUCUUGUUUAUCCUACCCACUACUUGGUCUAAACAUGUCUUUCUUGUUCUGUUUUUGUUUUGGCGUUUAGCUUAUAACCUUGGUUUGGGCCUUUUGCUCAAGUAUCAAAGCGAAAAACAUGGUUUAGUCAAAUGGUUCAAACACUACAAGCUCGAUCAAAAUAGUUGGAUACAGCAUCAACUUAGUUUAAAGAUGAACCCAGACAACUACAGUUUCAAACAAGAACCUGUUGAAUACAACACCUGGCUUUUGUUUAGACAAUUAGUGGACCUUAUUCUUAUGAAUGACUUUGUUGCCUAUAUAUGCUUUGCUUGUGUCUGGUUUAACCCUGUUCAAUCAACCUUUUACUUGAUGGAUCUUAAAUUGCUCAAAUGGGUUGCCGGUCUGUUCCUAAUUUUAUUCAAUAUCUGGGUCAAGCUAGAUGCUCAACGUGUAGUUAAGGACUUUGCUUGGUAUUGGGGUGACUUCUUCUUUUUGAUAGAACAAUCAUUGACGUUUGAUGGUGUAUUUGAAAUGGCACCACAUCCUAUGUAUUCAGUAGGAUACAUUGGCUACUAUGGUAUCUCUCUUAUUUGUGCAAGCUAUACUGUUCUGUUUGUCAGUAUUGCUGCUCAUAUGAUGCAAAUGGCUUUCUUGGUGUUCGUUGAAACCCCACAUAUUGAAAAGAUUUACAACCCUCCUCAAGCUAAAAAAAGACUACCUCUUGCUUCUGCUUCUUUGGAUGAAGAUGUCGCUACUUCUUUAGCUAAAUCUAUUUACAACAACCGCCGACAUACACAUCUUUAUCAUUUUCGCCGCGAUAUGAUUGUCUUUAAGAAUUUUGAUUUAUGUCAAUCCAACGAUUUGGUGACCGCACUUUUAAUGCUUUAUGCUGCCAUUACUCCAUGGUUUAUGAGCUCUAGAUCAAGUGUUUUGUUUUCUAUGGCUCAAGCUAUUUUUUGGAGACUGUUUCAUUCUGUUGGAUUGGGUUUACUACUUCAUUUCCAGUCUAAAAACAAAUGGUUCACAAGGCACUUUGUUAAAUGGGGAAGUGGGGCACAAGAAGCGUUUCAGAGUUGGAAAAGCAUUUACAACCUGUCUUCCUGUAUGGUUUACGUUUCGUUCAUCACUUUAUGUUUCAAGCUCUAUACUUUGCCCGACGAUUGGACAUAUGGUAUGACCAUAUUAAGACAUACACUGGGUAUUGCAUUUGUAUGCUUGCACAUCUGGACUUCGGUUUCUAGUUAUGAAGUAUUAGGCGAUUUUGGCUGGUUCUAUGGUGAUUUCUUUGUGGAUGAUCAUCCUACUCAAUUAUUAUACACUGGUAUUUACAGAUUUCUUAAUAACCCAGAAAAGAUUAUGGGUCAUGCUGCUUUUUGGGGUUUUAGUUUAAUAACAAACCAUCCCUUUACAUUUGGCUUAGCUCUGUUUUCACAAAUCACCAAUUCACUUUUAUUACAGUUUGUCGAAAGGCCUCAUAUGGAGAAACUUUACGGUGAUGAGAUUAGAAAAGAAGCUGGUUUGACAAAAACAUUACGUACUGCGGCUCAGCAGUUACCUAUAUCGCUACCAAAGCAAGUUCAAAAUGAAAUUGCUAAAUUUGUUAUUCAGCAACAGCAACAGGGUUCAACAAAUAACCCCAAGGAUAAAAACAAUACAAGUCAUCUUGUCAACGAUGCCAUCAACAAAGUUGAAGAGCUAUUAGUAAAUACUGUUGGAAAAACAGAAGCUGCCAUUAAUUUAUUGGAAAAAGACAGUAAUGCUCAAAGAAGUCGAAAAGGGUAUCAAGUUAGAUUCUCUCAUGAUCAACAUACACUUCAACCUUACGACAAUGUGUUUAUUAUGGGCGAGCGUAUUCGUGUAGACUGGGUAGCACCUGCUGAUCAUGGACCCAAAGAUUGGAUAGGAAUCUACAAAGUAAAUGCUAAUCCUAGCAAGGACACCACAACAAUUAGUUCUCAAGGACGCUGGUAUUGGACGAAUGGCCAUCCUGACGAAGAAAACGACCCCGAUCUUGUCUUGUUUCCCCCUCAAAUUCUUUCCAAAACAAAGGGCACUAUCAUAUUUAAGGGAAAUCAAAAACUACCAUGGCAAGAAGGUAUAUUCGAAUUUAGAUAUCAUCAUGAUGGUAAGCACCGCGUGAUGGUCAAGAGUCUUCCUUUCGAGAUUAUCGCUCCUCCUACACCUGAUAUCCAUGAUGAAGAUGCAAUCCAACUUUCUUUGUUGAAGCUUAUUCAAAGUGUGCUUGAUCAUGACCCCGAUAAGAUUCCCAUGUCUCCUAUCGACGACUAUGCUUAUUUGACAGAAGUUGCUGCCAGGAAACUUUCUCAUGUCAUUAAACUGAUGUUUGGCGUUGAGUUUGCAUGGGAAGUGAUUGUUGCCGAUAUGCGAGUGAGUCAAUUGACGAAGCGUAUUCAACAUGCAGUAGAUGCCUUAUUGCCUUUCUCGGACCAAAGAUUGGUACAGAAGCAGAAAUCUGGCUCCAAUAUCUCAUUGUUUUCUGUUUCUCCUACACAAAAAGGAAAUGAUGAUAUUGUGGCCAUGACACUUCAGCAACAACAGCGUAAUAGUAGUACUAGCCAUCUUCAUGACUAUAUUCAUUAA
Gilbertella persicaria is the source of this 2796-nucleotide messenger RNA. Its product is annotated as phospholipid methyltransferase-domain-containing protein. The transcript has 4 exons. The record is from RefSeq and is a predicted model, not a curated record. Gene Ontology annotation, biological process: phosphatidylcholine biosynthetic process. Lineage: Eukaryota; Fungi; Mucoromycota; Mucoromycetes; Mucorales; Choanephoraceae. Bases 1 to 2796 code for a protein of 931 amino acids. Gene Ontology annotation, molecular function: phosphatidylethanolamine N-methyltransferase activity.